AUGAGUGGGGAUCAAGAUAUGCAAGAAAUCGCAAGGACAUAUGUCCCUUAUCAGGAGGAACAACCUGACAAGGAAAGAGAUAUAGACAUGGUCUCUAAUAAUGCAAGUGAUGAUGGCGAUGAAGAGCUGUUCAAAGAACAGAGCUCUUUCAACCAACCCUCCAUGAAAUCAAGCCUCAUUGUUAGGAGCAAAAAUAAGUCCCUUAAGAACUUGAAGGAAUGUGAAGAGAAGGGAAUUGACCCUGAGAACAAAGUGGAAGAGCAGAAAUGGGAGAAAAUUGAUCCGGUACAGAAAAAGAAAAAUAUUGGUAAAGUUGCAGAGCUUACUAAUGUCAUCAAACAACUCAUCGAGAAGCUUAGUAACUUCACAUCAAUGUAUGUGGGUACGAAGUUCUUUUAUGAGCAAUAUGACACAGUUAUGGAGAUGCUCAAUAGAUUUAUUUAUAACGAGAACCAAUCCAUGAUCUUGAUGUCCCGGUCAAACACUGUUUUACACCAAUUUAUCAGUAAGAUCAGAAAUGAUCUUAAUAAAAAGUUGAAGGAUGAAGCGGUAAAGUGAGAUGUAAGAACUAUUAGAAUAAACUCCAUCUUAACCACUAAAGAAACCGCUAUUCUGAACCAUUUUGCUGAAUGACUAGGAAUGGAUAACUGAGAUAAGCAGACCCUAGCCCAAGAGAUGAGAGAGCGGAUGGAGGCAUUUUUCAAAGAUUGACCAGGAAUAGCGGUACUUUUCAUUCUAGAGAAUGUGGAGUACUAUGUUGAGAAUUCAAAGCAGUCACUUCUUUAUAAGAUCCUAGACAUGCUCCAAUACACAAAGAUAAAAUUUGCGUUCAUCGCUACUUCCCAAAGAGUAGAUAUUAUUGAUAGCUUUGAGAAAAGGAUCAAAAGUAGAUUUUCACAUAGACAAAUCCUCUUUUAUAGUGAAGAUUUGAAGACAUUUAAAGACUGAAUUGACGACACUAUCAAAAGUAUUGGAGGGCAUAGUGAGACUAACAGACAAGAGAAGCAGUUUAUUGACCAACUUUAUAAGUUUAUCAAGGAUCCUGAGUAUGGAUGAAUGGAGAUCUUCCAAAAGUUAUUCGAUAAAGGAAAGGAUUACGAAUUCUUAUGUAGAACACUCAAAAUCGCUCUAUCACAUCUUAAUAGUACCUAUAAAUCUGAGCCAGAUAUGAUCUCCACUUUUGAAGAAAAUGGCGGUGAAUUGUUUAAAAAGAGUCUGGAUUAUGUUGAGAAUCUUUCAACCUCUAAUGACUUCAAGACAAUAUUGUCUAAGAUGCCUGAAGCAUAUUUAGUUGUGCUGAUCUCUGCAAAGAACUCUUUUCAGAAUUGCAUGCAAGAGUUCUUCACUUUCACUCUUGCUUAUAAUGAAUACAAGCUGUUUUUGAAAAGAAACCAAGGGAAGCUGAUCAAGAUCUCAAAGGAAACAUUUAUAAAAAUAUUCAUUGAUUUAGUCAAGAAAGGAUUUAUCAAGACAAAGGCGACUACAGAUAUUAUAAUUAGUGUAAAUAACAAGAUGGGGCUUGGUAUUGAGUUUGAAGAACUCACUUUAAUGAUAAGAGAGAAAGUAAACUCUGGAACAGACAUUUCAACUUUUGUAAGAGUCUUCUCUGAGAACCGUACAGGCGAUACUAUCAGAUAAUUCUAUGAAAUUCAACAUUUAUCAAA
Moneuplotes crassus is the source of this 1664-nucleotide messenger RNA. The record is from the annotation of a GenBank genome assembly. NCBI's taxonomy places the organism in Eukaryota, Ciliophora, Spirotrichea, Euplotida, Euplotidae.